Molecule: messenger RNA, 851 nt
Organism: Punica granatum (pomegranate)
Lineage: Eukaryota; Viridiplantae; Streptophyta; Magnoliopsida; Myrtales; Lythraceae
Source: RefSeq, a predicted model, not a curated record
UGUCCCCGGCCCCUCUUGGAGUGAUUGUGUUCGAGGCCUUGAAUAUGUCGCUCCAUUAUUUUUCGAUCUCCAAGAGAAUGAGAUCAAACAUGCUGCAGCGAGCUACAUCUAAAGAUGUAGUCCGGUUCGACAUAUUAUUCAAGUGGGAGAUUGUCAUGGUAAACCUAGGACCGCCGGUAAUCCAGUUUUCGAAGAUGAUGGGUGAAAGCGGCACCCUUCCUGUAAAGAGCAUGCGUGUGCCCAGAAGUGAACUCGGUUCUGAGGAUGCAAUGUUGAGUGCGAUGACUCCCUUUCUAAACUGUGUCCCGGAGGCCUGGAGAGCAGAGAUGACUGAGGAGCUGACAUCGCUGGCCCGCUCUCUUAACGGGCAGUUAAGCCAUCUCGGAAAGCCAGUCUCUCUGGUGGUCGAGGUCCGUGCAAAAAUCCUGUCGGUGGUCAAGUGCAGGGAAGGUGACGGUCCUCUGGAUCAUCUGUUUGAGAAAUUAACCGCUCUCGCAAAGGCUGAUCCGUACAGGACGUUGUCUGAGCCGGCUACCCUCUCAUCCCUGGAGGCACUGGAGGCUGUGUCAGCAGACCAGUUUGAAACUGAUGACAGGUGCUCGAUCUGCACGGAGGAGUACGUGAGCGGUGGGUCAUCGGAAGUCGUCUGCAUGCCAUGCUCGCAUGCGUACCAUCGACAUUGUAUUAUUGAGUGGCUACGGAGGAAUCACGUCUGCCCAAUCUGCCGCUUCCAGAUGCCACAUGAAGUGAUAAUAUAUAUUAGAGAAUUACGAUUAAGUUAGUUAUUAAUCUUUCCUUGAUAGAUGACUAAUCAAGCAUAUAUAUGUAUCUAUAAAUAUGUAUUGUUAAGC